AUGGCUCCGUCGUGCCUGCUCGCUUCGGCUGCAGCAGUGGCGGCAGUGGCGCAAGAGCUUCCGGCCGAACUGAAGCUGGCUGCCACGGCUGAUGAAGGCCCGGCUGUACGGAUCGUCAAUCAUGUCCUACUUGAGGCCGUGGUGCUGCUCUUGAUCGCCGUGGUCGCACUUUGCGCCCUCCUGGUCUUCCUUGGCCGGCUGCUGUGCUGCUUCCGGACUGGCAGGCAGGGCUUGCUGGAUCCUCUCUUGAUUGAUGACGAGCCGCUCCUCAUUGAUGAUGAGCAGGACCUUGAGGAUGCAGAGAGGCGCCAGCUACACGUCAAUAAAACCUUGAUGGCAGUGAAGCGAACCGGGGAAUAG
Symbiodinium sp. CCMP2592 is the source of this 360-nucleotide messenger RNA. Lineage: Eukaryota; Dinophyceae; Suessiales; Symbiodiniaceae. The record is from the annotation of a GenBank genome assembly.